GUAGACACAUUAGUGCAAUUCCAGAAAGUUCACUGAAAAACUGCGAAUGAAUCAUAAAAUUGCAUGGUCCGCUUAUGUGAAUGGUCUGCGAAUGAAUCAAAGGCGGGAUAACCAAAAUAAUUUACGGGUAAAUGGCACCAGUUUUUCCGGCCGGCGCGCGCAAGAUACGAUCAAGGUAGUCCGACACCAUAAAUAGUCCAAUUCGACGGCCCAAUUAUGCCUCUUUAAACCCCGUACUAUAUUCUCCUCUGUGAUCAGCCUCUCGACCUCUUGAUUCUUGAACCCUAAAAUUAUACAGAGAAGAGAGAAAUGGGUAAGAAGGUAAAGGGAGGUGCUAGGUUAGACAAAUACUAUCGUCUAGCCAAAGAACAAGGUUACAGGUCUAGAGCAUCAUUCAAAUUACUCCAACUAGAAUCAAAAUUCAAUUUUCUAGAAUCAGCUCAUUCUGUAUUGGAUCUUUGUGCUGCACCUGGUGGUUGGAUGCAAGUUGCUGUUAAAAAAGUCCCAGUUGGUAGUUUUGUUCUUGGAGUUGAUCUUUAUCCUAUUAAACCUAUUAGAGGGGCUAUUUCGAUUAUAGAAGAUAUUACUACUGUUAGGUGUAGAGCAACUAUAAAAAAGCUUAUGAAAGAAAAUGGUGUUAGAAGUUUUGAUGUUGUAUUGCAUGAUGGUUCUCCUAAUAUUGGUGGUGCUUGGGCUCAAGAAGCUACGGUUCAGACGUCUUUGGUUGUUGAUGCUGUGAGGCUCGCUACAGAAUUUUUAUCACCUAAAGGAACUAUUGUUACUAAGAUAUUCAGGUCCCAAGAUUACAAUAAGGUCCUGUACUGUCUUAAUCAGUUAUUUGACAAAGUCGAAGUGACUAAACCAAUUGCCAGUCGUUCCACAUCUGCAGAAACCUACAUUGUGGGUAAGAAAUAUAAAGCUCCUGCAAAGAUUGAUCCCCGUCUGCUCGACGUGAAGUAUUUGUUUGAUGUUGAACAGGAAAACCGUAAGGUGGCGAAUGAUGUUCUCGGGAAACCAGUACCAAUACCCCGAGUAGGGUACGAAAAAGAUAUGUCAGUGUUGAGGACGAUUGUUCUGGCAUCAGACUUUGUGUGGUCUGAGAUCCCUCUUGAAGUUCUCCAGACAGCUACUUCCAUAUCCUUCAAGGAUCCUGCCUGCAUACCAUUGAAAGAUCAUAUCUUAACCACUGAAGAGGUGAAGGCGCUAUGUGAAGAUCUGCAGGUUUUGGGAAAGACAGACUUCAAGCAUCUGAUGAAGUGGAGGAUAGGUUUGAGAAAAGCACUAUCCCCUACGCAAAAGGCUAUUCCUAAACCUACUGAUGCUGAUGAUGAAAAUAAGGCUGUUGACGACGGCGACGAUGAUGGUAAGAUGCUUAAGGAAAUGGAAGAGCUGACAUACGCUAUGGAGCGCAAGAAGAAACGUGCAAAGAAAGUUGCUGCGAGAAGACAAGCUAAGGAUAAAUUACGUAAAUCAACCGGGAUGCUGGUAGAUGCACUGGAAGAUGGUUAUGUUGAUGAUGAGUUGUUUUCUCUUUCAUCUAUCAAGGGAAAGAAGGAUCUAGAAGCUGUUGACUCAGUCAAUUAUGAAGAUGGGAAUUUAGGAGAUAGCGAGAAUGAUGAGUAUGAGACUAGUACCCAAAAUGAUCCAUCCAGUGAUAUUGACGCUGAUGAAGAGAAAAAGCGGUAUGAUGAGCAAAUCGAGGAUUUCCUUGAUGAAGCUUACGAACAAUAUAUAACUAGAAAAGAAGGAAGUUCUCAGCAGCGAAAGCGUUCUAAGAAGGCCUUCGAUGAAAAAGAGCUGUAUAAGGGUGACGAUGCUGUUGAAUUAGAGCAUGAUUCUGACAGAGAAAUGGUACCUAGUGAAGUGAAUCCUUUAGUGAUCUCUCUUCAAGAGGAGGAAGCACAAACACAAGAACAGGUUACACAGCAAUGGUUUAGUCAGGAUAUCUUUGCUGAAGCUGCAGAAGUUGGAAACAUCUGGGGGGAAAUGGAGAGUGAAAAUGAAAUGGAAGUAGAUAUAAAAGAGAAUCUGUCGGUGCAUUCCAACAAUUUCGAACUCCCUAAAACCCGAGUUUCUAAAGCAGCAGACGAUGACUUUGAGGUCGUCCCAGCUGCUAUUACGGACUCGAGUGACGACUCAUCUGCAUCGUCAUCCUCCAACGAAUCAGAUGAAGAAGAUAACGAUAAGAAGGCCGAGAUACUAGCCUCUGCAAAGAAAAUGCUGAAGAAGAAACAGAGGGAGGCAUUACUUGAUGACGCUUACAACAGGUACAUGUUUGACGAUGAUAAAUUGCCCCCAUGGUUUCUUGAAGAGGAAAAGAGGCACAGACAACAAAUGAAGCCUGUAACGAAAGAAGAAAUUGCUGCAAUGAAGGCACUUUAUAAAGAGAUUGAUGCUCGGACUCCAAAGAAGGUUGCACAGGCUAAAGCUCGAAAGAAGCGGGUUGCUUUGAGGCAGCGUGAGAACGUCAGAAGGAAAGCAAACACCAUUUCUGACCAGACUGACAUCACUGACAUGUCAAAGAGCAAGAUGAUUGACAAACUUUAUAGGAAAGCAGCCCCGAAGAGGCCAAAGAAGGAAUAUGUUGUUGCAAAGAAGGGAGUCCAAGUUAAAACCCCUGGCAAAGGAAAGGUUCUAGUCGACCGACGGAUGAAGAAGGAUAAGAGGGCGCGUACGCGUUGAUUCAGUGAUUCCUAAUUUAUAGAAUUCUGUGAGCCAGUUUUUUUUUUUGUUACUGUUUGCUGUUAGAAAACCGUACCAUAAGAAUGAAUGUUUUAUUUGUCGUAA
Messenger RNA from Papaver somniferum (opium poppy), 2787 nucleotides. RefSeq names its product adoMet-dependent rRNA methyltransferase spb1-like. Gene Ontology annotation, molecular function: rRNA (uridine-2'-O-ribose)-methyltransferase activity; rRNA (guanine) methyltransferase activity. The transcript is spliced from 11 exons. Bases 310 to 2682 code for a protein of 790 amino acids. Lineage: Eukaryota; Viridiplantae; Streptophyta; Magnoliopsida; Ranunculales; Papaveraceae. Gene Ontology annotation, biological process: maturation of LSU-rRNA from tricistronic rRNA transcript (SSU-rRNA, 5.8S rRNA, LSU-rRNA); maturation of 5.8S rRNA from tricistronic rRNA transcript (SSU-rRNA, 5.8S rRNA, LSU-rRNA); rRNA methylation. The record is from RefSeq and is a predicted model, not a curated record. Gene Ontology annotation, cellular component: nucleolus; preribosome, large subunit precursor; nucleus.